UCACGUUCCAUCUUCUAUUUCCGUUCUUCGUUCUCUGCAAUACUGAAAGAGAACGAACUUCGAGUUCGAGAUCCGUCUAGCAAACCGCUUCUUCUUUCUUCUCAUUUCUGAUGCUCAGUUCUCAGUUCUCAUGGAUAUGCACCUCAGUGAUUCAAGUACUUCAGCUCCAUCGCAUGCCACAUUAUCUGGCACAGGGGGAGUCUGUUUGAUGAGAAAUGCAUGGAAAGGGGAACAUCCAUCUGUUAUCAACUUUAUCUCCAGUUUCCUCUCUGCAAAUUCUUUUCGCCUUAACUUUGUCCCUAUUGCUCCAGACUUCAUUUUCAAUUGUGGGGGUUUGUCUGUAGCCUUUGUUUUUGUGACUAACUGGGAUUGCAACAAUGUAUCUCUGAUCUUCAGCAGAGUUCAGAAAUUGAGAACACAAUUUGCACGCUUUUAUGUAAUCAUCACACUCCCAGCUAAACAGCAAAUCGAUUCAUUUAUUCAGUCAUACUUCAAAUUUGAGAUGGUGAUUGGCAAGCCUACGUUUGUUCCAGUUCAGGACAUAGAGAUGGGGUUUGAAAAGAUGGUAAAAAUAGCUCAUUCAUCUGGAGUAUACAAGCAGCAGAAAAUUGGAGAGAAACUGAAAGCUGAGAGGAAGCAAUUGGUGCAAGGAAUGAACUUUUACCUUAAAGUGGUUACUUCGAUUCCAGGCGUUGACAAUCACGAUGCAAAUGCGCUUAGUCAAGCUAUUGGUUCUGUCCAAGCAAUUGCCAAGGCAUCAAAAGACCAAAUUCUGGAGAACACAGACCUUUCAGCUGAGAAGGCGGAGAUGAUUUCAAGGUUUCUGAGGGACCCCAAAUUUUACUCUUCUCCCAAGAUAACCUGAUGGCGCAAUAACAAGUUGGAAUCUUUUGUUUUUCUCCGACAACAAUAAAUAAUAAUAAGA
Arachis duranensis is the source of this 925-nucleotide messenger RNA. Its product is annotated as protein PARTING DANCERS-like. Gene Ontology annotation, biological process: resolution of meiotic recombination intermediates. The record is from RefSeq and is a predicted model, not a curated record. NCBI's taxonomy places the organism in Eukaryota, Viridiplantae, Streptophyta, Magnoliopsida, Fabales, Fabaceae. The coding region runs from base 131 to 865 and encodes 244 amino acids. The transcript has 8 exons.